GCUUGGUUUCUACAGCCUCCCGCCCUCGGGGCCGCGGUCUCCCUGGCCUGCGAGCGCCCGGCCCGGAAAAGUUGGAGAAUUCUGAGACUCCCCAGACCCCAAACUGCGAGCUGGGAGGUGAGAUUCACUGGCCUGAGCUCUAACCAUCUUCCUGGAUCACAGAGGCUUCAAUCCCUGACGUCAAGACUCUCCUCUUAACCCUGUGCCCCCAUGAUGGAGCCCCAGGAGAGUAGCAUCAGGUACAGCAGGUGGGAGAACAGUCACCCGGAUGAAGUCCAUGUGGCCAGCGGGCCCAGCACAGAGGAGGCCUCAGGCUGGCAGAGGGUCUCCCAGAAGCUGUGCUUGGGCAAGCUGGGCAUCGCCAUGAAGGUGCUGGGGGGCAUGGCCCUCUUCUGGGUCGUGUUCAUCCUGGGCUACGUCACUGGCUACUACGUGCACAAGUGCAAGUAAACGCUGCCCAGACACACCCCCAGGUGCAAGGCUGGAGGGACACCCUGUGUGCAAGAACCCUUCCAUGUGCAUGGACCCACCUGCCUACACAGACCAUGGUGUACCCAGAGUCCUGUAUAACAGCCCCACUGUCUGUACACAGCCCCCACCGUUUAUACACAGCCCCUCCUGUUUUAUACACAGCCCCCCCGUGUAUACACAGCCCCUCCUGUUUUAUACACAGCCCCCCCGUGUAUACACAGCCCCUCGCCAUGUAUACAGGCAUUCCUUGCACCAAUGCACAGAUUCCAGGGACUCGCAUGGACACCGGUGUGCACAGCUGUCACAGGCACCCACAGACAUACAGCCAAACAGGGAUACAGGUACAUGGGAGCACACACAUGCAUGCCUGGCGCAUACCCACCCAGGGGCCCACGUGACUGGAAGACCAGUCCCAACCUGACUGCAGGACACACCCAGGCUAGGCCUGCAGCCCAGGGCCCCCAAACCUCCCUUCUCUCCCUACUGGGGUCCUCCCUGGGUGGGCUUCCAGUGGGGCUGUGUCCCGCCUUGCAAGCUCCUCCCCUCUCUAGCCCUUCUGACUCCCGCUGUGGAAGGAUGCCUCUAAGGGCAGGGGUAUGUAUGUCUCUCUGUCCAUCCACCCUCCCCAGGGGCUGAGUCUUUUUCUGGGCAGAGGGGGAAGGGGGCCUCGGCCCUUGCCCAAGACCCACUGCUGUGUUGUCCCUCCAGGAACGUGGGCGUGUUCCCUGGGGCUGUCCACCCCACCGGGUGGGCUCUGCAGGAGCCUGGCCCUUCCACCUA
This is a messenger RNA of Budorcas taxicolor (takin), 1251 nucleotides long. RefSeq names its product small integral membrane protein 1 (Vel blood group) (gene SMIM1). NCBI's taxonomy places the organism in Eukaryota, Metazoa, Chordata, Mammalia, Artiodactyla, Bovidae. The record is from RefSeq and is a predicted model, not a curated record. The transcript is spliced from 4 exons. The coding region runs from base 211 to 450 and encodes 79 amino acids.